Messenger RNA from Oldenlandia corymbosa var. corymbosa, 1430 nucleotides. The record is from the annotation of a GenBank genome assembly. NCBI's taxonomy places the organism in Eukaryota, Viridiplantae, Streptophyta, Magnoliopsida, Gentianales, Rubiaceae.
ACACCCUCCAUAAGAUAAACGGUCAAAAACGGGAGAUCAGUUUUGGGCCUACAGUGAAGCCCAAAUAUAUUCCAUAAUACUUAAUCCAACCUCCGUUCCGGUUCCUCUAAUAAUGGUAGUAUAUAUAUAUUUGGGAUGAUGUGUUGCAGCUGCUCACUCUGAUUCUCGCGGAAGAAACCACGAAAAGGCGAAGACGAUGAUCGGAUCCCGCGGAACUGCUCAAUUCAUCGGUGGCUCUUCCAACAUUCGAGAUUCCAAAUUUAUCAACCCUGCUGAUGACCACCUUCAUGAUGAUGAUUUGGUUGAUGCUUAUUAUAAGGCAGGAAGGGAGACCACUGCAUCCGGGCUAACUUUUCAACCAUCGGUGAAGGCGGUCAAAUAUCCCUUGGAUAUUAGUGUAACAACCGUAUCUCAAGCACCUGAUCCACUACCACCCAACGUGCCGCUUUUCCAGCUUUAUGAUCGAUACCCUAAGAUAGAAAAUGGAACUACAUCGUUGGCUUUUGUUAUCAAAGAUGGGAUCAUUAUAGCUGUUGACCACGGACCUAGCACCGGUAGCAGGCCAGAGUCAUUACCUGAGAAUGUCAUUGAGCUUGAUCCUCGCACGCUUUGUACUAUUUCUGGAGACAUUGCAGGCUGCAAAUCUUUAUCCAGUGAUCUUCUGAAGGAGUGCUGCGGACUUGCAAAGAACAAAAGAUUCGGUUCUAGAAUUAUAUCACAAUUCAUAGCUGAGAAUCUGUUUUCUCGCGUUGAGGGGGCCUUGUCUGGAAUGAUUAUUGCAGGGUUUGAUGAAAUGGGUGCUCUUUUGUAUUGUGUGGAUGGUUUGGGUUACCUGCGACAAGGACGCAAAUUUACUACUGGAUCUGGAUCAGGAUUUACACUGGGUGCUCUUUACGCUAGGUAUAGUUACCGUUUGUCCUCUGAAGAAGCUGCCGAGGCUGCCAAAGAUGUGCUAUGCCUUGCUGCAUUUAGAGCUAGGGAGAGUCAUGGUUUCGUCAGUGUUUUCCAUGUAGGACCUAAUGGAUGGAAGAAGCUCAUUUACGAAGAUAUUGGGAAAGUCAUGGAAAAACAGCAGUCUCUCUGGAAAAAACGAGCAGCUGAGCAUGAAAACAAAGAGCUGAUGCAAAAGCCUUACGAAAUCAGCAGUCCUGGAGAAUACAAGCAGCAAAUAGCUUUUCCUAACUCUGGUGCAAUUGUGGUUUAAUCUAAAAAAUUGGGUGCAGUUGUGUUUUAAUCUAUAAGAUGUUCGGUGUAACUAGUAAACUUAAUAUAAGAUAUUGUUGUAGACGUCAAUCUAGACAGAGACUUUGUAUUGUGUCUAAUCUAUGCUUGUGUGUGAGUUGUGACUCUCCUUGAGAUGAUAUUUAAGUAUGCAGACACUUCCCUUUUUGGCUGCAGUCUGCAGAUGUGUUAUGUAUAUCGUACGUGAG